This is a messenger RNA of Prorocentrum cordatum, 1522 nucleotides long. Lineage: Eukaryota; Dinophyceae; Prorocentrales; Prorocentraceae. The record is from the annotation of a GenBank genome assembly.
CUUGCGGCUCGAGACGCUGUGCCUCGCGCUGCUCUGGCCCGCCCAGGCGCCCGGCUUCCGCGGUACCGGCUUCCACAUACACACACUUGGUACGCACACAUGCUCGCCCGCCUUGCAACGGGACUGACCCUGCUGGGCGCUGCCCGCGUGCGUGGGGAGGGCGAGGCUCUGACGACCGAGCUCGCGGAGGAGGUGCUCGCCUGGGCGGAGGAGAUCCUGCCGAGCCCCUGGGAGGCCGUCUUCAACAGGCCGUCGAACAGGGACGUGGGCUCUGUCCAGGACCACCCGAUCGAGGAGAAGUACGAGCUCUACGUGGCUCCAGACUCUCUCGAGACUCAGCGCGAGCUGGACGGUUUCCCGCCCAAUGUAGCGAUGGGCAGGGUGCUGAUCAAGGAGAACAAGAAGCCGGCCAUGCCGCCCACGGAGUACCGCAUGACGGGCGUCGGAGGCGAGACGGUGAGGCACCUCAACGGCAUGGUGAACCCGUCCGGAGCUACGACUGUCUGGGGCUGGCAGAGGCUGAGGUUCUUGGCCGUGAAGACGUGGAUUGACUACCUCGCGACCCGCAACACCGAGAAGAUCGUCGUCCUUCAUGCCAGCGGCGAGACCCUGUAUGCCGGCUGCGACGAGAACACGAUCUCCUACAAGUACAACGAGAUCAUCACCGCCAGCGGUGGAACCCAGACCAUUGUCUUGGCUGCUGAGGUGAGCCCUUGGCCCGAGGAGAUUGCAUGGCGUUACGACCAGUACCCCGCCAUCACGGCGACCAUGUCCGGCUUCCUGUCGUCUUUUGCCGUCGACCCCACCUUUGCCACCACGUACGCCGACUGUACCAAUACGACGGUCGGGUACUGCACCACUCCGCCCAAGUACCAGUACGCGAGCUCGGCUUUCAUCAUGGGCCCCAUCGGGGAUAUCUCGGACAUGUUUGCCGACAUGUACUUCUGGUCCGACUCGGAGAACCGCCUGGUCAACGAGUACUUCCUCCACAACCCUGACAAGGUGGCUCUCGACUACGCUGGUGUCCUGGUGCUCUCCCUGAACAACAUGAAGCUGGACGGGAGCAUCCCCGUCACAGUAACAACCUCUUCGGGCACGAAGUCUUUCACGAACGCGAUCACUGGCCAGGCCGUGUGCUUCGUGCAUGGCAGCGGGAACUCGUUCGGCGCUCUCAGGGUGCUUGCACAGGAGCUGCUCGCGUGAGAGCGCGGCACACACUGCGGCGGCGGGAGUUCCGCCCUCCUGCGAUUCGGGCGGGUGGUAAUUAGGGGGCUCCAACGUGGGGGGUGAAGAAAAGGGCCCCAGAGGGGCACUUGAGGGCUCCGUUUGGAGCUGGCAGGGGACCAAAAAAGGGGCCCUAAAGUGCCCCUCUGGGGCCCCUUCCUUCGGCCUCUAUUUUCAGGUCCCCCUCCCCCAUUGCCACCCGUCUGGGCGAACCUGCGAAUCCCCCGCGCUCUUGCCUUGGAAAACUGGCCGCUCGAGCGCCGUGGGGUGGAGGGAUGCUCGCACCACCCUGCGCCCA